CUGGAAAGGGCCAGCAUGAGGAACAGUAGUCGCCAGAAAUUCCGUUUCUGCGGCGAAGGUGAUUGCCCCGAUUGGGUAUUGGCCGAAAUCAUAUCAACCCUCUCCAACCUGAGUAUAGAGAACUUGGAAAAAUUAAGCGAUCUUGUGGCUGCAAGAAUAUGUGGUGGAACUUUUGAGGAAUCGGGCAUCAAAUUAUUGACAUCCACACUCACCAACGAGGGAAAGACGGCCGUAGCCUGCAUUCACUUUAUGCUGAUAAAUGCUGCCCGCUACAAUUGCACGGAGAGCAUAUUUGGCGAGGAGAUCCAACAGUUGGGCCUACCCAAGGAGCAUGCUGCGGCCAUGUGCAGUGUCCUGCAAAAACGUUCGGGUUCCAUACGUCAGAAACUGAUAGACAAAGCAUUUAGAAUUAACGAGCUGCAAUGUGUACGUAAUGUAACGUCGUCUGGCGAAACACCAGCGAAUUGUGCCACCCUGGAACUGAAAAUAUCUCAAGAACUGGUAGAAGGCCUGCCCAAGGAUACCACGCACAUUGUUAAUUUGGAACGUUCACAAAUGAUAGCUCUGCUGGAAGAGCUGAAGGUGUGCCGAGAUGUCAUGGAUAAAUAUGAAAAUAAAAACUAAGCCUGAAGAGACUGCUACAUCUUUAAUGGAAUACAAACGAACCCGCAGCUUUUCUUUCAUUUCUGCAAAAACAUUGGCAGCGACCAUUAAGGCACAGACAACGUUGUGUAUCUAAAAUAUUACGCUGCUGCCCAGGAUGUGGGGCAACGUGCAAUAGUCCGUUCCGGGCACCAAGUCUAUCAACGUACAGUGGAUUCUUUGCGUUCACAGCGCAGAUGGCAAUUAACGAAAAGUCUGUCAGAUCGAGUAGAAUAUUGGCUCAAUCAAUUGAGACUUUUCCAUAGUGAAUGUCCCGCCUGGAGUCUACUUAAACAAUAUCAGAAUCCUCUCGCAGUAUUGGCAAAAGAAGGUGGUUUUUGCCGACGUCAGCAGUCGGCUGACGGUAGCACAUACUCUUUAGAAACUUUGUAAAGAGAGAGAUCCUUAUCUUUCUUUCCUCUCCUGUACUCAUAUAUAAUAUAUAUUUAUUCCCAUU
This is a messenger RNA of Drosophila guanche, 1099 nucleotides long. RefSeq names its product COMM domain-containing protein 4. The coding region runs from base 16 to 624 and encodes 202 amino acids. The transcript has 5 exons. The record is from RefSeq and is a predicted model, not a curated record. Lineage: Eukaryota; Metazoa; Arthropoda; Insecta; Diptera; Drosophilidae.